GGUAUAGCUUAGUGUUAUGGGUGAUACAAAAGAAGCUAAAAUGCAGAUAACACCAGAAACUCCAGGACGAGUCACAGUCCUGAAUCCUUUUGAAAGUCCCAGUGAUUAUUAUACUCUUCAGGAGCAGAUUGUCUCCAGUCCUUCAGUCUUUAAAUCAACAAAAUCCUCAUCUACACCAGGAAAAUUUAGAUGGUCUAUUGAUCAGCUUGCUCUAAUAAAUCCUGUGGAAAUUGACUCCGAAGAUGUUCGACGCCAAGCAAUGUAUUUGAGUCAUGCUAGAAUUGAUAAGGAGACAGAAGACAGAAGGCAAAAAGCCAUUGAGGAGUUUUUCACAAAAAGACUCAUAGUUCCUUUUCUCCUUGGUGAACAUGAAGGCAAGCAAGUUUCUCAGUUUAGUUCAACUAAAUCCAUAGAUCUAAAUAACAUUUCUCCAAUUGGAAGACAGCUAACUUUGCAGCCUGGGAAAAGCAAUGCUGCUUGUCAGACAGUACUGUCUCUGCCAGUGGAUUUUAAUUUAGAGAAAAUACUAGGUGAAUAUUUUAGAACUGAUGAAUUUGCAGAUCAAUCUCAGGAAAAUCUGAGCUCUUCAUCGCUCAGAAGAAAGCUGUUUUUAGAAGAAAAUGGAAGCGUAUCGGAAUGUUUGUCCCCUUCUCUGCAUAGUGCAUGCGGUGGUCAGCCACUCGGAGUGCUUUGUUCAAUUGACAUAUCUCCAGUCCGAUGCAGAAGCCCUCUCGAAACAUCUAGCUCAGGUCAGUUUUCCUCAAGUCCUAUUCAAGGAGGAACAAGGGCUUACAGUCUUGGAAGUAUAACCAGUCCCACAUUUCCAGAGGGGUCUCCUGCACAGAAUGGUUCUCCUACUUUUUCACCAAUUGCUUUUCACAUAAGAAAGACGCCACUGUCAGACCAAAGAAAAUUUACAUUUCGUUCUCCAGAUAUUCCUUCUUCCUCAAAUAGAAUGACACCCCCGAGUACAAGAAGUCCUUAUAUAGAUGGUUGUUCUCCAAUUAAAAGUUGUUCUCCUAUGAGGCUUGGAGCACAUAGAGGAACUACCCAGUAUCAGACUUCUGUCAUUAGAAUACCAAUUGCGGUUGAAAAUCAUGGUGAGGAUGAGGAAGACAAGGAAAAUGCUUCUCCAGCAGAAGCUCGGUUCCCAGAAAUGGAUAAUGGAAUAAACUUACGUCAGCAAGACGGUGAUACUUUUGCACAUGGUACACAUCUCGUGGUAGCAACUGUGUCUAUUGCACCAGAUCACUCGGAAGUUUGUCAUCAAAGGUUGUCGUCAUUUCAGGCUAUAGAAGGCUCAAAGGAAAAUAAUACUGUAGAUAUGGCUGAUGCAGCUGAAGUGUCAGAGGAGAACACUUGGAUAAAAGAAACAAUUGGCACUAGCAACACACCAAUGACCAGCUUUAUGACAGGGAUUACUUUCAGUAUUGAAAACUCGCGCAUGUGCAUGUCACCUCUUGCAGAAAGCAGUGCAAUUCCUUGUGACAACAGUAGUAUUCAGGUGGACAGUGGUUAUAAUACACAGACUUGUGGAAGCAGCAUUAUGGAUACUGCGGGGGCUGAAAACAGUUGCAGAGAAAAUGAUGUGAAUACUAACAUGUUUCAGAAUAAAUCUCAGCUCCUUAGAUCAAAGGAGUGUUCCGUUUUAAACCAUAAGGACAAUCAGUUGCUGAGAGCAAAAUCUCCAGAGAAGCAAUCCUGUUUCCAAAAAGCAAAAACACAUAGUACAGUAUUUGGUCAAAAUGCAACUUGCAACAUUUCUGCCUGGAAACAUAAAAAUGAAAAUCAAGUUCAGGGAUUUCACAAAAAUGCAAGGAUAUCCAGUCCCAGGACACUGGAUGGAAGUUCCGCUUCCUAUUCUAUUCCACAACCCACGGAAAAGCUUGUACCAAACUGAUAGACCGUGGCUGAUGAGUAGCUAUUGGCACACUGAGCCUGAAUUCAGGUCAGACCUAAAUUUGAAGGCAACCGACAACGUUUUUUAAAAAUCUCAGAAGGGGAGGCAUGAACGGAAUUGCAUAGCAUUAAACAGCAGCGCGUUAGCCCUGAGGCUUGUGCGCAGGCGUUGGAUGAAUAGAACAGUUCUCAAAAUACUUUCAUUAACUCACCAGUGAAGGCUUUCUGAAAAAUGUACUUAAUGAAACAGGUAAACUUCUGUACCAUCAAUAAAGCAUCAUUUGGUUUUAGUUCUCACAUUGCAAAAAUAGUAAUUAAAAAAAUUACUUUAGAUUUCUAGCAGGCAAACACGACGUGCAUUAUUUUUACUUCCAUAGCAAUCUAAUCAGUAUUUCUGUUACGCAUCUCUGAUUGACAGUAAUUGAACCUAACGUCCUGAAUUAUCUAUUUCAGGCUCUUGAAACAGUGCCCUGCUAAAAGCUGGAAAUACACUGAAUCGAUAACUUUUAAGGGAUGAAUUUUUUGAAGUAGAGAAUCAACUUAGCCUUCUGGAAAAUGGAUUUAUUGAAUAGGGCAUUCAGAACGUUCUUAGCUUUAGUUGGUAAGGUUUGUAGCUCAAAAGCAAGACGCAACUUGCUGAGGCUUAAAAGUUAUUUAUGACCUUGCGUCUUUUCUGUUUCUCAUGAUAAUUCUCUUUAAUCAACUGAAAGGGUGAAUUUCAGAUUUCCGGACUGUGCAAAGGAUUUAUUUUUGCAAGUGUGAUUACUAAAAAUAGUAGUAAUGUUAAUGUAAAGGGGAAGAUGAGAAGCAGAGUUAGUCCACAUUACGAUCUGUUUCUGAGCUGUUUGGCAUGGUAUGUGUAAUUAAGAUUUGGUUUUAAUUUCUGACUAAAAUUUUUAAUUCUUUAUAAUGAUAUGUUCAAUGACCAGAGGCUUUCAAAGUAUUCACAAAUAAAAAAGCAAUCACUAAAAUACUUAAUUGCACCCUGUAUAAGUGUUUUCUUAAAGGUAAGGGAAAAGUAACAGCAGAAAUGGGUGAAUGUGAGAAGUAAUUAAGGAUCCCCCCAAAUAAAUUGCCGGUGUUUUCUGUCCUGUUUUAUAGUCCUCAGAUGGGAAUUAUUUAUUUUAUGAAAACAUGCAUAUUUUUAUUAUGUUUGUAUAAUUGUUUUGUAGAAGGAACCUACUGUGCAAAUCAUUGUGGAAAUCAUUUGACCAUUCUGUUUCUCUAGUUGUACUUGGCGCAUUGGUUGGCACAUGUUGCACAAAACGGUCAUUGUUUACAUUAAAUUAAUUUCAGUGGUUUUAAGGAAAGUCCUUUAACAUGGAUAACUGUAAAUUGAGUAGUGAAACAGAAUAAAGACAUCUCUCUC
Aptenodytes forsteri (emperor penguin) is the source of this 3268-nucleotide messenger RNA. RefSeq names its product bora, aurora kinase A activator (gene BORA). The record is from RefSeq and is a predicted model, not a curated record. The transcript is spliced from 12 exons. The coding region runs from base 17 to 1900 and encodes 627 amino acids. Gene Ontology annotation, biological process: regulation of mitotic spindle organization; activation of protein kinase activity; regulation of mitotic nuclear division. Gene Ontology annotation, molecular function: protein kinase binding. Gene Ontology annotation, cellular component: nucleus; cytoplasm. NCBI's taxonomy places the organism in Eukaryota, Metazoa, Chordata, Aves, Sphenisciformes, Spheniscidae.